UAUUGUAUAGAUAUGCCCAUUUGUCCAUUCAUCAUUCAGUACUUGGAGUUUUAAAUAUAUGUUCCCAUUUUUAAUUCAAAUAUAUGCUUUAAAAAGUUCUGUGUAACCUUAAGCAUGUAUCUGCUGGCCAGGUAAGUCAGAGGGCCAAUGGUAUGAGACUGCUGUCUUAUGACCCACUGUUACAUGUUUUCCCAUAUAAUCCUCACGUCAGGAACUUGGGGUUUGGGAUGGUAAAAGGACAUGCAUAGGAAAAGGCCUGCAGUGCAGCUUCCACUCCGUAUCGCCAGAAGCUUUUCUCCCCCAAACCAAAACCUCAGGGGAAAGGGCUUGGUUUUAGAAUGAGCGGAAGACAAACAUCUAGCUCAUGGCUGUGUCCUUGAACUUCCCUGGGACUCAGUUUCCCUCCAUGUAAAAUGACUGAUGUUGGGUUAGUUGAUCUCCAAGGCACUGGGCUUGCUAACGGGGUCAUUCUUUUUCCCCAGCAUCCACCUGGGCACGAAUUGGCUCUGGUCAAGAUAAUUUAGCUGCAGCUGAACAUAAGGUUGAGGCCCCUGGCUUAUCCUGGUAAUUGCAGAUUCGUGCGGAGCUGUCGUAAGGCACCACGGGGAAGAAACCAGCCCAGAAGUCCUCCUUGUCGCUGGCCAGUCCAUUUUACCUGCCAGGGUCAUUUGUGAGGUGGCAGCACCUGGGCUGAGCCUGAGACUUACAUCAGGAGUGACUUAAAUUCAACUCGUGGUUCUCGAACAGAAACCCCAGCGUGGGCUCCCUGACCUUAUUUAUGGCGAGGGCAACUUAUCACUAGGAGGAAAGAUCUAAGAGCCCCUGUUGAAAUGCUGAUAAAUAAUCAUCGAGCUUUUACUGCGCCGAAAGCUCUUUCAUAAGCAAGGUCGGAUGUCUCUAGUGGUCACCCCAGGCACCUUUCCUCCCACCCUCGUUUUCCAAAAGGACGAAGGAUAGGGAAGCGACGUCCUAGCUCGCGUAUUUAAACCGGGCAGAGGGUCAGCAGAGGUCCGCGUUUCUCAACUCUUUCCAAGAGCGCCUCGCGUCCCGAAUCGGCGCCUUCAACUCGGAGAAGUCGGGAGCCCCACAGGAAACUUCCAUUACUGCAGACGCUGCCACACACCCGGGGCAGCGGAUGGGCUGCCGCGCUGGCUCCCCAGGAAUGCGCUCCCUCCACGGCCGGCCGCCCCGCCGGCCCGCCCUCUCCCGGGGAGCCCCCGGCACCUGCGGCCUCCGAAACCAUGUCGGGCAGGUCGGUUCGAGCCGAGACCAGGAGCCGGGCCAAAGAUGAUAUCAAGAGGGUCAUGGCGGCUAUCGAGAAAGUGCGCAAAUGGGAGAAGAAGUGGGUGACUGUGGGUGACACAUCCCUGCGAAUCUACAAGUGGGUCCCUGUGACGGAGCCAAAGGUUGACGAUAAAAACAAGAACAAGAAAAAGGGCAAAGAUGAGAAGUGUGGCUCAGAGGUGACCACCCCGGAGAACAGCUCCUCCCCGGGAAUGAUGGACAUGCACGGUGAGCUCCCCCGCAGCCAGCCAGCCAGCCGGGCCCCUCUCCUGCCCGCAGCACUUGGUUGUGUUUUUGUUUUACCAGCAGAUGAUAACAGCAACCAGAGCUCCAUUGCAGACGCCUCCCCCAUCAAACAGGAGAACAGCAGCAACUCCAGCCCCGCCCCUGAGCCCACCUCGGCCGCGCCCGGUGACGGCACCGAUGCCAAGGCGGAUGAGACCCAGGCCGACGGGAAGGAGCUCCCCGGGGCCGAAGAUGCUUCUGACGAGCAGAAUUCACAGUCUUCAAUGGAAAACUCGAUGAACAGUUCAGAGCAAGUAGAACGGCAGCCAUCUGGAGAUGUGGGUCUGGCCGCAGAGACAUCCACAAUCUCUCAGGUACCUCGGUCGAGGUCUCAGAGGGGCAGCCAGAUCGGCCAGGAGCCCGCUGGGGUGUCGGGGGACCUGGAAGGAGUGCCACCCUCCAAAAAGAUGAAACUGGAGGCGUCGCAACAAAACUCCGAGGAGAUGUAGACACCGAGAUCAGUCCUCUGAUCCACUUCUCACGGGAGAUGCAUCAGCAGGCCUAAUUCUAGAACAACCUCACCCGAGCGGAUCCCUGUUGGGUGCGAAGGGAACUACUAACUUUUCAAGUUUACCAAGUGCAAAUCCAAGAAAACCUAGAAUGGCGUAACUUCUCAGACACUGAAGAACUUCUUGCUGUGAAGCAAAACACUCGAAUCUUGAAGUGACUGUCCUGGGGAAGGCGGGGUCGACAGCUCAGGAGCAUCUGCACACUGUCUCUGAAGCCAAGAUUACAUUUGUGUUGCUGCUGUAUUUUUUUUUUUUUUUCCAUUUCUCUAUUUAAGGAUGUAAGCUAUCUGAGGGUGGUACCGAUCAGGAAUUCGCUUUUUCAUCGGGGCUUUUCACUGUUCAACUGAUUCCUUCCACUUUCUUUUUUUGUGCCUUGUGCCCUUGAGGUGACCUCUGGCAUGUUUUCCUGGUUGUUUUGCAUCUCCCCUUGCAAGUGCCCUCUUGGUUCAGUUCAGGCAGCCAUUGCCCCGGUCCUCACAUCUCUCCCCUCCCUGCCCCAGGACUUCAGCUGGAGCGGACCAGGCAGGGACAAGGAGAGCCCGAGGCUGCAGAAGAGCAGGACCUCCCCGGCAGCCUGACUUCCCGGUCCAGGGGGCUGAGGGACACACCCUGAGCCCCAGUGGGGGACAGCACCAGCCUCCAGGGUCCGAGGAGUCUCCGAUGUCUGGGCACCGUCCCUAAGGGCUUCCGCAGAGCCCUUCGAUUGUCCUGGCACCUCCCCCUCUGCUGCCACCACACCGCGUCCUCCCGCACCUCCGAGGACGGACUGGCUUCUGCCGCUGACUGCAGGGGUGUCUCCUUAAGACGAUAAAGGGGUGGAGGAGGCUGGGAGCAGACGGGAGGAAUAGCUGGUGCUGAACUUUCUCUCAUAGGACGUUGCUUGGAUUUCAAAUCCACAGUCACCUGCUGCCCUCUGCUCGCCGCCCUCCCCCCCAGCUCCACCCGUCCCCACCUGCAGAGGAGGCGAGGUUGCAGUCGGCCAAAAUCCAAAAUCCGCUUGCUUCUACAUACCGUUCCGACUCCCAGAGCCAACAGUUGGAUCGUGUCUCAUUCCCGGAUGCGCCGACGCUCCCAGACGCUGCCACGGGGGAGCGGGCCUUGAGGGUUGGACCUCGAAGGCCAGAAACGAGGCACGGAGGACCUGGAGAGCUUUGCGCUCCUCCAGAAAGGGGCAGCCGGGUCCCUCCCCCGCCUCCAUCCCCUGCCUGCACUGGGACAGCUUCAUCUCACUAAAAUGGAGAUGCCCCCCCCCCCCUUGGACAAACUGCCUAAUUGUUGGGUUCUGAGGCCUGGUGUGCUCUUAAUUCCUACACGGACUCCUCAGACCUUAACCCUUUCCCUGAGCUUUCUUUACUGCACUGGAGUUCCAACUCCCUUUGAGUUGUAUGGCGGGGAGGGAGGGUUCGGGGGUUUGUUGGUGGUUUUAUUCUUUUUUUCUGUUUGUUUGUUUGUUUUUGUUUUGGCUAAUUGGUGCAUAUUCAGGUACCACCUUGUUCCCAUGUGGAUUUCUCUCCUGACCACCGUGGAGAGCGUCUGCCAGAUUCCAUUUCUAAGAGUGUCUGAGGGUGAGGCUCUUGUUUGUUUUUUAAGGGAGCCAAUCUAUUUCCUGCACUUCAAGAAGAAUCAAAAUGUUCCUGAAUUUCAAAUACCUCAUGCAAAAAUGUCUCCUGAAACAAGGGAAGAAAAAAAAAAAAAAACGAACUUUGAAAAUCUUAAUGUUGAAGUUAGCGAUGCCGAAAGGUUUCUGUCUUAAAAAAAAAAAAAUCCUUAUCAAUUUUGCCCCUCAGGCAGGCAGUUCUGCGGAGAACUGUGUCCUGCGUUACCUCUCAGCAUAUCUCAAGGCGGCUUUACCUCCAGACCCUAUAGAGUUAGAGUUAACUUUUUCCUUUGCAGCAAAACUCCAUUUGGAUGAAAGAUGAAUUCGGAUAUUUAUUUCCUCUUCUUUUUUGGGAAACGAGAGGUUACAAGCAAGACAGCUGAAGGAGAAUCACACACGCAUCCGUGGAAACAGCAGGGUCCUCUCGACAGGCAAGGGGAGUGGACACGGUUAAGGAUGAACGAAGAGGACACCCAGGAUACGAGGCUGUCAUUAGUUUUUCUCUGAAGUGCCUGAAGGUAGGAAUGGGCCGGGGGUUGGGACCGACGGGGCCCCUCCACGGCCAUGCCAGGCAGAGCGCCAGCGGCCCUGCACUCCAUCCACGCCGGCCGGGAAGGCCUUCCACGCGGGAUGAUGAGACUGCAAAAAUCCAGACGUGCUUCCUUCCCCGACGCGGCUCGCUCCUCAGCCGCCGUUCCCCACCCCUCGCCCCCAGUCCCACCACAGAAUCUAAGACCUUUCAGCCGGCGAGCCAGAGGCGGGGGUCCUAAGCGAAUGCCUUCCGCGGACACCAGGCCCCGCGGCCUAAAGGGCUCCCGGGGCAAACUUACUCCCCGAAAAACUUGAAGUUGGGGAUGCUGCAGCUACACAUUCCACAAAGUGCUGGCACUUAGCCCCAUAACCUGAAGGCGGUAGACCGACUCAGAGGGUGGUGACCUCCCAUUACCAACGAUGUCAUGGUUUGGAAUGUUCAUUAUGAGCCAAGGACCUGCUUAGAGGUAUAAAGACCUUUUUUCACUGUUACCUAAUUUUUUUUCCUUAAGAUUUUUUUUUUUUGGUGUGUUGUACAGCAGUAUAAUUUUUCACUUAUUUAUUCCAUCAGUAGAUAUGGUUUGUACAAUGUACAAUGGUUCCAUUUCAGAAAAUAAAAACUCAAAUCAUGAACACGA
This is a messenger RNA of Aethalodelphis obliquidens (Pacific white-sided dolphin), 4844 nucleotides long. RefSeq names its product BAF chromatin remodeling complex subunit BCL7A (gene BCL7A). The transcript has 7 exons. The coding region runs from base 1242 to 2018 and encodes 258 amino acids. Lineage: Eukaryota; Metazoa; Chordata; Mammalia; Artiodactyla; Delphinidae. The record is from RefSeq and is a predicted model, not a curated record.